Molecule: messenger RNA, 714 nt
Organism: Mollisia scopiformis
Lineage: Eukaryota; Fungi; Ascomycota; Leotiomycetes; Helotiales; Mollisiaceae
Exons: 1
Coding region: 1-714 (237 amino acids)
Source: RefSeq, a predicted model, not a curated record
AUGUCAAAGCUACCAACGCAUCUCAAAAUGCUCCGCAGGCCUCGUUCUCCUCGAGAAGCAUAUGAGAUGUGGCGCAAAGAGGGAGGUGGUUACCAAAUUGGUGUUCGUCUUAACGACGCUUCAUCCAAGAUUAUCACAGAAUUCCGUCUCGGGAUCUCGAAGGCUGCAGGAUGUCCACCUGUUAAAGUAGCACAGCAAAACGUCGUCUUCUUGUUCGCCGAAGUUCCUGCGUCUGGUCUAGAGUUCUACGAAGAUACUUUAGCUACCGUCGCAAAGCAUCGCUCGCCCUUUCGAGUUAUCUUUGAGGAUCCUUUUGUAUCAGGACAGGACAAGGAAUCUCCCUCUGUUUUGGCGUUAGAGAUUGUCGGCUUAGAGAUACACUCAGUGUACGAUGAGCUCUGGGAGCACCUUGGUGCUGUGCCGCGCAUGAGAGCCCAGAAAUCGGGAAAAAGACGCCUGAAAAUGAACAUCUUGAGCUCUGCACCGAGUGAGAAAGUCAAAAGUGGAUUGUUGCUAGCAGGGGCUGAGCUCCGCAAAGCCAAUCUUUCCGCUACAGCGAUUGGCUUAUGCCUCCGUUUUGUGCCAGUCUACGCACCUAGGGAACGAUUCUACAGGGCAAACACCGUUCUUCCAGAUUGGCAAGUCAUCCCAUUCCAAGGCAGCAAAAGGAUCUCGGCGCUUGAAGACGGUGAUCAACCCGACUCUUCAUCUUAG